AUGCAUUCAUUUGAAACAAACAAAAUAAUUAAUAACGAUAUAGAAAGAACGGAUUUAAGUAGAUGGCGACUAAAAGUUGAUCAUGGUAGACAGACAUGGCAUUACUUAGAUGAUGAUGAGAUUAAAAAUUGGCCUCAAUCUGCCAUUGAUAAGUAUUGGAUUGGAUUACCUUUUACAGCUUUUGACACAGCUCGUAAUGGGUUCGAAUUUUUUAAACAAUUACAAACUUCCGAUGGUCAUUGGGCAGGUGAAUAUGGUGGGCCAAUGUUUUUGAUGCCAGGACUUAUUAUUGCAAUGUAUAUUACGCACAUUCCUAUUCCCGAAGCUUGGAGAAUUGAAAUUAUUAGAUAUUUAAUAAAUCAUGCAAAUUCCGUUGACGGUGGAUGGGGGUUACAUAUUGAACAUCACUCGACAGUAUUUGGAACUGCUUUGAAUUAUGUUGUGCUUCGUAUCUUGGGUCUUGAUCCCGAUCAUCCUGCAAUGGUAAAGAGUAGAGCAACUUUACACAAACUUGGAGGUGCAAUUGGUAUACCUUCGUGGGGAAAAUUUUGGUUGGCAAGUUUAAAUGUAUAUGACUGGGAAGGGCUUAAUCCAAUUCCGCCAGAACUAUGGCUUUUGCCAUCUUAUGUACCAUUUCAUCCGAGUCGUUAUUGGGUUCAUACUCGUGCAGUAUACCUCCCAAUGGGAUACUGUUAUGGACGUAGGUUAAGUGCCGAAAUUACUCCACUCAUUGAGCAACUUAGGCAGGAAUUAUAUGUUCAACCAUUUGAUACAAUUAAUUGGUCUAAAGCUCGAAAUAAUAUUGCUAAAGCUGACCUUUAUAUUCCACAUACAAAUUAUGAAUUAAUUAAACUUGAAGAUGAAAAUACAGAAUAUCUUGAUAUUGCUCCCGUCAACAAAGUCCUUCAUAUUCUUUGUACAUAUUACGAGGAAGGACCGGAUUCUAAAGCAUUCAAACUUUCCAAAGAAAGAUUAAUUGAUUAUAUGUGGUUAGGUCCAGAAGGAAUGAUGAUGAAUGGUACAAAUGGCACUCAAGUCUGGGAUACUGCACUUACAGCUCUUGCUGUAAUUGAAGCAGGUCUUGCGGAUGAUCCAUCAAAUCAUCAAUCAAUGAUACAUGCACUUGAAUUUUUAGAAGAUGCGCAAAUAAAAAAAAAUCCUAAAGAUUCUAAAAGAUGUUAUCGAGAUAACACUAUAGGCGCUUGGGGUUUUAGUACCCGUGAUCAGGGAUAUAAUGUUUCUGAUUGUUCCAGUUUAGGUAUCAAGGCUGUACUUAAUCUUCAAAAACUUAGUUAUACACCAGAUUUGAUAUCUAAAAAACGGCUUUGUCAGACUAUUGACAUAUUAUUAUCCAUGCAAAAUGCUGAUGGGGGGAUUUCGAGUUAUGAGCUUAUUAGAGGUUCAAAACUUAUGGAAUGGUUAAAUCCUGCGGAAGUUUUUGGAAAUAUAAUGAUUGAAUAUAGUUAUCCGGAAUGUACAUCUUGUGUUCUAACUGCUUUAAAUACUUUUCGGAAAUGGUAUCCUGACUAUAGGGCUACUGAAAUAGAACAAAUUACCAAAAAAUCAAUUCAAUACCUAUAUAAUUCUCAAGAUGAAAAUGGAGGUUGGUAUGGUUAUUGGGCUAUUUGUUUUACAUAUGCUGCUAUGUUUGCUAUACAAUGUCUGGCAACUUUUGGAGAAACAUACGAAAAUAGUCAGGUAGUUAAAAAAGGAUGUGACUUUUUGAUUUCUAAACAAAAAAAGGAUGGUGGUUGGGGUGAAUCUUAUAAGUCAUGUGAAACAGGAACUUACGUACACCAUGAAAACUCUCAAGUCGUAAAUACAGCUUGGGCAUUACUUGCUUUAAUGGAAGGUAAAUAUCCAAACGAGGAGCCUAUUAGACGUGGUAUUCAGCUUCUCAUAUCACGACAAUUGCCAACAGGUGAAUGGAAACAAGAAGCUAUAGAAGGAAUAUUUAAUCAAAAUUGUGCAAUUAGUUAUCCAAAUUAUAAAUUUAUUUUUCCUAUUUGGGCGUUGGGCAUGUAUGCCAAAAUUUACAACAAUCCUGUAAUUUUUUAA
Scutellospora calospora is the source of this 2058-nucleotide messenger RNA. The record is from the annotation of a GenBank genome assembly. Lineage: Eukaryota; Fungi; Glomeromycota; Glomeromycetes; Diversisporales; Gigasporaceae.